Messenger RNA from Eleginops maclovinus (Patagonian blennie), 7564 nucleotides. It is a transcript of the gene synj1, whose product is annotated as synaptojanin 1. The record is from RefSeq and is a predicted model, not a curated record. Gene Ontology annotation, biological process: synaptic vesicle endocytosis; phosphatidylinositol dephosphorylation. Gene Ontology annotation, molecular function: phosphatidylinositol-4,5-bisphosphate 5-phosphatase activity; nucleic acid binding; SH3 domain binding. Lineage: Eukaryota; Metazoa; Chordata; Actinopteri; Perciformes; Eleginopidae.
UUUCGCCAAGACACCGGGAAGGAUUUUGUUGUGACAGCGUAAUAACAUCCCGGCGGGGGUAGACGGUCAUAAAAUAAGUGUUUUCUUCUUGGAUCAACUAUGGCCUUCAGCAAGGGAUAUCGCAUUUACCACAAGUUGGACCCACCCCCCUACAGUGUUAUAGUGGAAACUAGGAACAGAGAAGAAUGCCUCAUGUUUGAAUCGGGGGCUGUUGCUGUUCUUUCUGCAGCAGAGAAGGAUGCCAUUAAAAACACAUAUGCCAAGAUUGUUGAUGCCUAUGGCAUCCUGGGCGUCCUCCGCCUAAACCUGGGUGACUCCAUGCUCCACAGUCUGGUGGUGGUGACAGGAUGCAGCUCGGUAGGGAAGGUGCAGGAUUCUGAGGUUUUCAGGGUCACACAGACAGACUUUAUAUCGCUGAAGAAUGAUCCAGCAGAUGAGGACCGGAUUGCUGAAGUGCGUAAGGUCCUGAACUCAGGACACUUCUACUUUGCCUGGUCUGCCACUGGAGUCAGCAUGGACUUGAGUCUUAAUGCACAUCGCAGAAUCCUAGAGGACACAACAGAUAACCGCUUCUUUUGGAACCAAUCUCUGCACCUUCACCUGAAACACUAUGGAGUAAACUGUGAUGACUGGCUGUUGAGGCUGAUGUGUGGCGGUGUGGAGGUCAGGACCAUCUAUGCUGGGCACAAACAGGCCAAGGCCUGCAUCUUCUCCCGCCUCAGCUCAGAGCGAGCUGGCACGCGGUUCAACGUCAGAGGAGCAAAUGACGACGGACAGGUGGCCAACUUUGUGGAGACAGAACAGGUUAUUUUCCUGGAUGACCAAGUCUCAUCAUUCAUACAGAUCCGUGGGUCCAUUCCUCUUUUCUGGGAACAGCCAGGAAUCCAGGUGGGCUCUCAUCGUGUCAAACUGUCAAGAGGAUUUGAGGCCAACGCGCCUGCAUUCGAAAGACACUUCACAACACUGCGAAGGUUGUAUGGUAAACAGGUGAUCAUCAACCUUCUGGGGAGUAAGGAAGGGGAACACAUGCUCAGCAAAGCUUUUCAGAGUCACCUGAAGGCAUCAGAGCAUGCAGCUGCGGUGAAAAUGGUGAACUUCGACUACCAUCAAAAUGUGAAGGGGGGCAAGGCUGACAAACUGCACAGCGUCCUAAAACCCUGUCUCGGCAAGUUCAUAGAGGAGUGUGGCUUCUUCUACUACUCUGGAGAGAUUGGCAUUUCAAGAACUCAAGGUGGGACCCUUAGAACAAACUGCCUGGACUGUCUGGACAGAACCAACAGUGUUCAGGCUUUCUUUGCCCUUGAGAUGCUGCCAAAACAGCUGGAGGAAAUGGGUUUGACGGAGAAACCCCAGCUGGUGGCCAGGUUCCAGGAGGUUUUUAGGACCAUGUGGUCUGCCAACGGAGACUCCGUCAGUAAGAUCUACGCGGGCACCGGCGCCCUGGAUGGCAAGGCCAAGGGCGGAAAGCUAAAAGAUGGCGCUCGUUCUGUGACGAGGACCAUCCAGAACAACUUCUUUGACAGCUCUAAGCAGGAGGCCAUCGACAUCCUGAGGCUGGGCUCCACACUCAACAGUGAUCUGGCGGACAAAGCUCGAGCCUUGCUCACCACUUCCAGUCUUUACGUCACUGAGCCCAUCUUGCAAUCAGCCUCUCCGAGAGUAUUGCUGGGAAUGUGUCAGAACUACCAUAAAUACACCAGGCCUAAAAAGAUCCGCGUGUGCGUCGGCACCUGGAAUGUCAACGGGGGUAAACAGUUUCGCAGCAUUGCUUUCCGCAACCAGACGCUCAACGACUGGCUGCUGGAUGCGCCGAAGAAGGCGGGCCAUCCUGAGUUCCAGGACAGCAAAGCCAACCCCCCAGAUGUCUUUGCCAUUGGUUUUGAGGAAAUGGUUGAACUGAAUGCUGGAAACAUUGUCAGUGCGAGCACUACAAACCAGAAACUCUGGGCAGCCGAGCUACAAAAAAACCUAUCUCGGGACCACAAGUAUGUGCUGCUCGCUUCAGAGCAGCUGGUGGGAGUGUGUCUGUUUGUUUUCAUCCGCCCUCAGCACGCACCCUUCAUCAGGGAUGUCGCUGUAGAUACUGUAAAAACUGGGAUGGGCGGAGCCACAGGGAACAAAGGAGGUGUGGCCAUCCGCAUGCUCUUCCACACCACCAGCAUCUGCUUCGUCUGCUCCCACUUUGCUGCCGGCCAGUCACAGGUCAAGGAGAGGAAUGACGACUACAAUGAGAUCACACGCAGGCUGACCUUCCCCAUGGGUCGUCUUCUGUACUCGCAUGACUACGUUUUCUGGUGCGGAGACUUCAACUAUCGAAUCGGCCUGCCCAACGAGGAAGUGAAAGAGCUUAUCAAACAGCAGAACUGGGAUGCCUUGACAGCUGGGGACCAGUUGUUUGACCAGAAAAAUGCUGGUUUGGUCUUCCGUGGUUUUACCGAGGGCAAGUUAGAUUUUGCUCCCACCUAUAAGUAUGACCUCUUCUCUGAAGAUUACGACACCAGUGAGAAGUGCCGCACACCGGCCUGGACCGACCGCAUACUCUGGAAGAGGAGGAAGUGGAACUUCGACAAAACAGCUGAGGAGAUGAAUGUAGUAGGGGCCAGUGCUACGUCUGGGGAGAAUGAGGAUGAUCCGGACAACCCCUGGAGCCAGGGGAUUCUGAAGUUCUACAACAGGGCUGAGCUGAAGACCUCAGACCACAGGCCUGUGGUGUCGAUCAUAGACGUGGACAUCCUGGAGGUCGACCCCGAGGCGCGGCACCAGGUCUACAAAGAGGUCAUUGCCCUGCAGGGCCCCCCAGACGGUACCAUCCUGGUGUCAAUCUGCUCCUCCGGCCCGGACGAUUACUUUAGCGAUGAGCUCAUAGAUGAGCUGCUGGACAAGUUUACACAAUUUGGGGAGGUCAUCCUCAUCAGGUUUGUGGAGGAGAAGAUGUGGGUGACUUUCCUGGAAGGUUACUCUGCUCUUGCUGCUCUUUCUCUCAGCGCUUCCACUGUCCUUGGCAAGAUGAUUGACAUCCGCCUUAAGAGUCCAGGCUGGAUCAAGAGUCUGGAGGACGAGAUGAGCGUGGAGAGGAUCUGUGGAAGCAUCCCUACCUCAGCAAGCUCCACCCUGCUGGCCGAAGACACGGACAUGGGCGAUGAUGAUUACGAUAUGGAAGGCGACGUGGACGAUGAGGUGGAGGAGAUCCUCCCCCAGCACCUUCAGCCUGGAGCCGGUUCCGCCCCUGGGUCCUCUCCUCUCCCCUCCCCCCGCGGUAGUCCCUGUCCCUCCCCCACCCAUGGAGAACCUGCCGGCCCCAGCAGGCCUAGCCGUGGAGGACAACCCUCCCGACCAUCACAAGGGCCUCCUGUUGACUUCCAGCCCGGUGCCCCUACAUCUAUGGAGCCCAAACGCCCACCGCCCCCUCGUCCCGGGGCCCCCCCAGCCAGACCAGCACCCCCUCAACGCCCACCACCACCUUCAGCUCGAGGCCAGGUAGCCGUGGGGGCUCCUGGACCUGCAGGUGUUCCCAGACCGAAUAUCCCCCCUCGAGCUGGGGUCAUCAGCAUGCCCCCUCAGUCUCGCCAACAACCUCCCUCUCACCCUGGAGCACCCAGGCCCAUCCCAGAGGUGCAUCCCGGGGCCCCUCGACCCAUCCCAGACAACCACCCGGGUGCCCCAAGACCUGUACCUGGUGCCCUGGUCAAACCCACUGACCUGCCUCUGGGCGUUCCUCCUGCAGAGCAACUUGUAGCGAGACCCCAGGCUCCAUCGACAAUGCAGCCCCACCAAGCUGCCCCUGCAGCUCAGCCCCAGCUCCAGGCACCGAUGCUGCCCACACUUCAAGCUCCUCUCCAGCCACAGCAGGCUCCUAAAGUAGGGCCCCCUGUUUCUGCUGCUGCUGCCUCUACAGGGUCUCCGCAGGGCCUAGCCUCUCCCAAACCCCCCCCACGCUCCCGCUCCUCUCACGCUCUGCCACCUGAGGCUGCCAAGACUGAGACAGCCCCUGCUGUGCAGACGAACGGAGUGAAUGGAAUCCAAAGAGAAGCACAAUGGAAGCCGGACCCCUUCGAUCCACUUACCUCCGAUUUGCUCCCCUCCUCUUCCUCUUGGCACACCACCCAGUCCCUGAACAGAGGCUCCUCUCUGCGUGCUCCCCCCUCUGUUCCCAUGUUGUCCUCCAACACUCUCCCUUUAUCCUUCUCCCUCCAGUCCUCCGCCCUCUCAGACCUGCAGCCACUCCAUUCCUCCUCCUCCUCCUCUUCCUCACCUUCCAGCGCGUCACCUUUCGCCUCCUCCCUGCUCUCACCUCCUCCGGUCCCGUCUCGUAGCCGCUCGCAGGAGACGCUGUGGGCCUCCCCCGGUCCCCUCCAAACCGACCCGCUUCCCGCCCGGCCCAGCAGCACCAACCCCUUCACCGGCCCACUGGCGCAGCGGUACCAGCCGAGCCGCCCGCUCACCCCGGACUUUUGUUCCGUCCCGACGCCAAACAUUCCGAGGACCAUGUCUGCAUUUACUCAGCCACUCCUCCCCACCCCUGCUCCAACAGCAGCUGCACCCCCCUCCCAGCUCCAAAGGACUACGUCCCUGUUCGGAGCGUCUUCCGCUUUUAACCCUACAGCUGAUCCUCUGCCCCCCCUCGCCCCAUCUCCUGUCCCCAUCUUGCCUCUGGCUCCACCCUCUUCCAUUCCGCCUGUCCUCGCACCUCGUCGCCAGCCCCCCCCCUCAGUAGGGAAACCCACAAAGGGUUGGGUCACUUUUGAUGAUGAUUUGGAUUUUCAACCUCCAACCAAAACGCCACAGGCCCCCGUCUUCCCUUCAAGUUCCCUCGUGUCCCAAACACAGACUCUGCCCUCCCGCUCUGUGUUUGACUCGGAGCCCGACUGGUUAUCCUCGGUCCCUUCAGUCCCUUCAGUAUUCCCAAUGCUCCCUUCUCGCAUCCCGACAAGAACUGUCACCAGUAACCCAAACCUCCCAGAGGGACUGAGCGACGACUGCUUGUUCCCAACAGAAAGCUGGGAUCACUCUUAAUACGUAAAGGGCAUAUCCAGAUAUGUAUAGAUCUAUGAUAAAUGUGUAUAUGUGUGUGUAUGUACAAAAGAGACGGUAUUUAAAGUAUACAACAAUCCCCUUCUGAUUCAGAGGAAAAGAAUAUAUAUCUUCAGCAGUUACAUGAGACGUGUGUGAGCCUGUGUUCUAAGUUUCCCACAGAGAUGUUUGCUUAUCCCUUUACAUUUAUUUUAAUAUGAAUUGUACUGAUGUUCAUUUUCUUCAGGGCAGCAAACUCGUGCCUGUGUCUGCAUUAUAGAACUGUACAUGUAUACGCACAAAUCCUAUGUUUAGCCACCUGUGCAACAUUUAGACGUUUAUGUGUGGCCGUGCAGCAAACUGCAUUCGCCUGCGAGGGUCAGUGUUACCUUGCCAUUUGCUACAUGGCAAACUGCAGUUCAUAUGCAUCAUUUUGACAGACCUGUACAUCAGAGCAGGCUUCUUAAAGUAGAGAGGAAUCCUCUACCUCCUCAGUUUACAGAUAGUAGAAGGCUAUGCACUGCAGGUUUUACAUUUGCCCCUAAAAUACUCUGUUGUAUGUUCUAAUAUUUUGUGUCUAAUGAGAGCACAUUUUAAAAUGCAGAUUGUGCGCUCGCUUUUAUCUUGAAUGUACAUUAUGUUGCACUGGGUUGUCAUUGCCUCCUUGCUGAAACCACGGCGUGAUCAACAGCAAGAAAUAGCCAGUCAAACUGUUCACUGCCGCUGGACCGACUAUCAUCCAGUUGAUAGUAAAACUUUGUGUUCUUCCUCUUUCUAUUCCGUCAUCAUUCCUUGUAUGUGGGCUUAGCUGAAUAUAUUUUGUAGCUCUAUAUCAAAACCUAUACAUAGUGAUUUAUGUAUAAAUGUAGGUUUUCAACAAGGAAACGAUUCGCUUAAUGUGUAUAUUGUGUUUGUGAUGGCUGUAUCAGUGGUUUGCACAAUGUUACAGAUAUGCAUUGACAGGCUGUAUGAGCUCUCUUGGUUGUAUUCUUGCUGAUGGCAGAAUGACAAAAAUGAGAGCCAGCGGGUUGAGCAGAUGACCUUUCCACCUCUGCAGUGUUUUGAUUCUUCUUGAUUUAUCCAAAGCAUUUAAACACACUAUUGUAAAUUCAGAGAAUGUGGCCAGUGCGUUUGUAUACUUCUGUUACUGAAAGUACUAUGAACCGGGUCCGUAAACAUGGCAGCCAGGCCAAGCCAUGCAUAAUAACAAGAGGGCACAUUUUUUUUUACUUCAACUUUUGUUAAUUGCACAAGACAUGCUUUUAAUUUCUCAGAACAUUUACUCUAAAUAAUCUAUUGUUAAUAUCUGUGGUGAGAAGUAACGUGUCGUGUUUGAGGUGCAUAUGGUCUGUUGCCGUGUUUGUGUUUUGGAUGUGAGUGUGUGUACGGAGUUAGGGGUGGAAAAUGUCAGAGCUUUACCACUCUGAAAUCUUCUCUUUUAAGUGCACUCAGUGUAUUUGCUGAAUGAACAGCCACUGUAUUCACUAGCGCAUGGCUGUUACUGUAUUCCGCUCUAUAGCCUGCCAAUGGCCGUGGAGGGGCCUCACUGUUUGCAAAAAUGUUAACAAUACAAGACAAAGGACUCUUAUUCCUCAAAGCACCAACCACCCUGACUGAAGAUACAGACUGAACUACACCGAAAGUAUGCUGAAAGGCAUCACCCGAUUAUCAUUUCCAGUUGACUGUUCUGUUGUGUCCUUCCCAGGCGCAGUGUGGCCCACAUUCCAGACAGUAGUGUGAUUUGAGUGUCAAACUUUUCUCAGCAUUUGCAGGUCUGCCUGUAAUAUCUAACCCAUAGCUGUUUCCUCCAGUUGAGAGUUAUUGUUACUGAGCCUCGCUGAUUUCGUAACCAUUCAUGAGGUGUGUGUGUGUGGUGUUGUCAGAGGUGAUGUGUCAGUAUUUCCCCCUGUACUACCUGCUGUUGAGUUGUAAAGGUCAGCAUCAAUGAAGACGAGCAAUACUUUUGCAAAAGGAUCAGUAAAAGUCAGGUGCUCUCUAACAGGACACAUGCCAGCUGUUGAUGUUCAGAAACUAUUUAACAAGCGGAAAUUUCUCAAAAUAAUUUGAUGGCUUCUUGAGGAUGACACACGAAAGUACCAGCUAACUUACGCUUCUGCAAAUGUCAAACAAAUAUAAAUAAUCUUCAUUCACUGCACUGAAGGCAGUAACUAUCUAUGUAAGCAAGUGUAUCAGGUCGCCUUUGCUUACAUGUCGGUGUCAUCACUAAAAUGCAUUUGUUGUGUUAUCCAAAUGUGUGCAGUAGAUUCUGUAGGUGACUAGCCAGCGCUUUGUGUCAUGUCAUGUACAAGAUGAGAUUUUAUAGGAAACAAAUUGCUCCUUUUGUGAGGUUGGUGUCCCUUUUUAUGGUUAUAAUCCAUAGUAAAUAAAGAGUCUGUGUUGUUGAACAUAUUCUGUAUGUAUUCAAGAGAAAACAUGAAGCUGCGAUUCGUGUUAAUAUCAACCGUUCCAUAUUUUAAGUGCACAGCAGAUUGCACAUUUAUGUGUGAAGCAGUUUAUGUUGUAUGUAUGCAAAAAUAAAUGUAAGUCGACCCUA